Molecule: messenger RNA, 1641 nt
Organism: Epithele typhae
Lineage: Eukaryota; Fungi; Basidiomycota; Agaricomycetes; Polyporales; Epitheliaceae
Exons: 3
Coding region: 1-1641 (546 amino acids)
Source: RefSeq, a predicted model, not a curated record
AUGUCCAAAAACUCCAUCUUCCCACUUGUCUAUGACGUUCUUACCGAGAUCUGCUUCAGCGAUGGCUUGUCUCCGGCAGAUCUGUUGGCUCUCGCGCUGACUUGCCGAUGCUUCGAGCGUCCCGCCCUCGCCGCCCUCUGGCGGUCUCUCAAAACCGACUAUCCUCUGGUCACCCUUUUGCACGCUCUCGAAAUCACGAAGCCGCGGGACAUUCCACCCCAAGAAUUAGUCGAAUUCGCGGCCCACCGGAAGACUGCCACCCACAUCCGAUCCGCACACGACCUCCGCUCUCAUCCGAAAUGGGGCCGCUUCAAGAUGUACGCGCGUUUUGUGUGGCAGAUUCGCAUCUACACUGGUCCCGAGAAGCGUAUACCAUCCGUAUGGACGGAACUCGCAGCUCUCCUUCCAGGGGAUAUUUCAAUACUCCCUGCUCUUCGUCAAGUGACUAUAUACCGGCCCGCAAAGGAGUUCAACCUAGACAGUGCCGAAGACAGGAGCCAGUUCGUGUUGCUCACGCCGAAUGUCCGCUCAGUGGAUCUCGUUCCAUCAUUCAACGCGGACGGAAACAAGGCCGUCGCCGAAGCCCUUCACACCCGUUGCCCUUGCUUGCACGAGGUCGCGCUCAAGUGCUCCACGUGGCUACCCCUCCUUUCCAAGUUCUCCUACAUCAGGAGACUCACAGUCCGCCGGUGGGAUGCGCGCAUUGGAUUCACGGAGAUGCCCGUGAUGAGUACCUGGUUUGCACUUGAGUCCCUUGAACUUUUCAUUGAAGGAUUCAUUGUCAGAGAGAGCGAACAACUACCUCCGCCCCCACCUCCCUUCUCCCUCCCUGCUCUCAAGAAGCUCACCAUCUACGACCCGCGUCAAAGAAAGGCGCUCCUCCCCCUCCUUUCCCGGAUGGAUCUUCCUGUUCUCCACACGCUCGUCUACGACUUCGACCCCUUCGCUGUAGGGAGCAACAUUCCCAAAACCCUUCUUAGCGCCGUCUUCCCCGCGUACCCGCACAUCUUCGAGCUCGAGCUGGCCUUCUCCUUGGAAGAGGGGUACACGAUAUCCCCAACGUCGCACAACGUACGGCUUUCGGCCGUGGUCUCUCCCCUCGCCCCACUCCAAGACCUCCGCGCGCUCAAAAUCACAGUACGAAGUGACACGUUCGCUUACAACUCCACCGACAUCCUCGCGAUCGCGGCCGCAUGUCCAGCACUCUUGGAGCUCCGCGUCGAGAUCGAAUGGGACCACUACUACUUUUACGAAGACCAGGAAGUGCCCGGGUUCAGGCCCGAGCAGCCAACGCCACUGACGGUCCUUGAAGUCAUCACGGCGUCGACCCCCAAGCGCGUGUGGUAUGACGUCUCGCCCACGUCCGACGACCACGCGUGGUACAAGGAGACGGCGACGCUGGACGUGCUCGCGGACCUCGCGCGGGCGUGCCCGGCGCUGCGCGUGCUGCACCUCCCGCGGACCGCGCUCGACCUCGACACGCUGGACGCGGCGGUUGUGCGACCGCACGGCGCCUUGCGGGAGCUCCGGCUCGGCAUAGUCGAGUGUCGCGCGGGAAGCGGGAACUGGCGGGUUCGGCGGAUGCAGAUCCUGCGCGGGCGGUGUUCCAUCAUAAACAUCAAAACCACCGGCUCAGUCUGA